This is a messenger RNA of Sapajus apella (tufted capuchin), 4655 nucleotides long. RefSeq names its product signaling lymphocytic activation molecule family member 1 (gene SLAMF1). The transcript is spliced from 7 exons. NCBI's taxonomy places the organism in Eukaryota, Metazoa, Chordata, Mammalia, Primates, Cebidae. Gene Ontology annotation, biological process: lymphocyte activation. Bases 916 to 1875 code for a protein of 319 amino acids. Gene Ontology annotation, molecular function: signaling receptor activity. Gene Ontology annotation, cellular component: cell surface; membrane. The record is from RefSeq and is a predicted model, not a curated record.
GAGAGUCUGUCUCAAAAAAAAAAAAAAAAAGAGAGAGAGAGAAGAGAUUAUCCAGAGAGAGGAACACCAAACCAAAAGCUCUGAGAUAGGAAUGUUCUUGGUGGGCUUAAGAAACAGCCAGGAUCCCGUGUGGCCAUAGCGCAGUGAGCAAAGAGGACGGCAGGAAGCGGAGUUGGAACAGUGCCAGGGACUGGGUCUGCAGGGCCUUUGAAGCCAUAUCAAUAAAAUAUGGUUUUAUUCUAUUGGUGCCAGAAAGCCAUAGAAAUGUAAAAGCAGGAGAGAGACAGAAUAGGACAAUCUUUUCUUUUAGGUUUUAAAAGAUUACCCUAUUCAUCGUACGAAUGCAGGGAGAUCAGCUGGAAGAAGAUGGCAGUACCCAGGCCUGGGAUGAUGGUGGUGGAAAUGCAGGAGGUGUGAAGGGCUCAGGUAGCAGACAUAUUUUGAAGUCAGAGCCAGGAGGAUUUGCUGUUAAAAUGAGUGUGGAGCAUGCGAGAAAGAAAGGAGUCAAGGAUGUUUCCAGUGUUUUGUCCUGAGAAACUGGCUAAAUUACAAUGUUUGCAGAAGGUGUUUUGGAACCAAGAGUUUGUUUGCUAAGUUGGAAAUGCCCUUUGGACCUCCAAGUCCUGUCUUGUGUAGGCAGUUGGGAGUACAGUGAAGGGUUUGGUUGGGAGAUAUACGUCGGUAGCAUCCCACAAAUAUGUCAGACUGUGAAACUGGGUGAGAAACUGGAUGAGUGUGGAUGAGGAUGAGAACUCUGAGUAAUGGGAUGCUCCAGUAUUUAGAGUUCCGGAAGAGCAGAAGGUUCCUGCCAAGAAGACUGAGCAGAGGCAGCCUAUGGGAUAGGAGAAAAACCGGGAGAGUGUGGUGUUUCCCGAGCGAAAUGAAGACAGCGUUUCAAGAAGGAAUGGAUGAACUAUGUCAAGUACCCCUGAGAAAGCAAGUGGGCGCAUGAUGAACUGCCCAAAGAUCGUCCAGCAGUUGGGAAGUGAUGUGCUGCUGCCCCUGACGCAUGAAAGGAUAAAUACAAGCAUGAACAAAAGCAUCCACAUUGUCGUCACAAUGGCAAAAUCACUGGAGAACGGUGUCGAGAACAAAAUAGUGUCUCUUGAUCCAUCCGAAGCAGGCCCUCCACGUUACCUAAAAGACCGCUACGGGUUUCAUCUGGAGAACCUGAGCCUGGCUAUCCGGGAAAGCACGAAGAAGGAUGAGGGGUGGUAUUUUAUGACCCUGGAGAAAAAUAUUUCAGUUCAGCGCUUCUGCCUGCAUUUGAAGCUUUAUGAGCAGGUCUCCACUCCAGAAAUUAAAGUGUUAAACCAGACCCAGGAGAACGGGACCUGCACCUUGAUACUGGGCUGCACAGUGAAGAAGGGGGACCAUGUGGCUUACAGCUGGAGUGAGAAGGCGGGCACCCAUCCACUGAGCCCAGCCAACAGCUCCCACCUCCUGUCCCUCACCCUCGGACCCCAGCAUGCUAAAAAUAUCUACGUCUGCACUGUGAGCAACCCCAUCAGCAACAGCUCCCAGGACUUCGUCCCAUGGCUCAGAUGCAGGAAAGACCCCUCAGAGACAAAUAUAUGGCCAGUGUAUGCUUGGCUGUUCUUAGCGGGUGUCAUCAUUAUUCUCAUCAUGAUUGCAAUAAUGCUGCUGAGAAGAAGAGGUAAAACGGACCAUUACCGGACAACAACGGAAAAAAAAAACCUUACGAUCUAUGCCCAAGUCCAGAAACCAGGUUCUAUUCAGAAGAAACUUGACUCCUUCCCGGCUCAGGACCCUUGCACCACCAUUUAUGUUGCUGCCACAGAGCCUGUCCCAGAGUCUGUCCAGGAACCAAAUUCCAUCACAGUCUAUGCUAGUGUGACCCUUCCAGAGAGCUGACAUCAACAACCGAACAAAGGGACUUUCUGAAGGAAAAUAGAAAAACCAAAACGAACACUGAACUUGGCCCCGGGCUGAAGUUCUGGCAGACACGCUACACAUCUGUACCCUUCUUGGAUCAAUACCCUGGUGAUGUUUCUUCCACAUGCAUCUGUGAAAUGAACAAGGAAGUGAGGCUUCCCAAGAAUUUAGCUUGCUCUGCAGUGGCUGCAGGUACAGAACAGAGAAGUACUUGAUAACAGCUUUGCAUCCUUGUGUUGUGGCAGAUGAAAUGGGUAGUGAUGUGAGUUCAGAUUUUGGGCAUCCUGCUCUUGGCUGGAAUUGGAUAAUAAAAACCAAAGACUGAAAGCCAUCUGAGUACCUAUCUCAGACAGUGGACCACCAGGCACAAAGUCUGGAAAAGUUUACAUUUUGGCUGUCUUUACUUUGUUCUGGGAGCUGAUCAUGAUCACUUGCAGACCUGAUCAAGCCUCUGCGCCUCAGUUUCUCUCUCAGGAUAAAGAGUGAAUAGAGGAUGAAGGGUGAAUUUCUUAUUAUAUAUAUAAACACUCUGAUAUUAUUGUAUAAAAGAAGCUAAGAAUAUCAUUAUUUUAUUUGCAAAAUCCAGAAGCUAAAGAGUCAAUAAACAGAAAGAAUGAUUUUUGAGAUCUCUGAGUUUUGAACAGUGGACUGGAAACCAUGUAAGAGCCUUAAAAGUACAGUUCUGUGCAAAUGGUAAUCAGUUUUAAGGAAAAAGUAACACUGUUUGGUGGUGCUGUUACGAAGGAGCUUGGAACACUCAGAGGAACUUGUUUCAGGGUGAUUCUUCACUUCUCAAAAUGACGUUUAAAUCCCAGUUCUCUGUUUAUUCCCUUGAACCACAAACCUGGAGCCUCAGCUAAGACUCUCUCUGACCAGAUUCCGAACUUAUUUUAUAUCCAGGGCUUCAAGGGGUAUUGGAGGUCAAGGUCUUUCUUAGGCACUUUCUACUCCCUGCAUGCCUCUCCUCUCAUGAAAUGUAUCUUCUAGAAGAAAAUUAAGUUAUUUUGGUCUAAGAGCUUCAAAGCACUGAAUGCUCAAUAACUUAUUUUGCAGGCUACAACCAGAAAGAGCCUCUUUUAGUAAAGUCCUAUUUUCUUCCUAUUCUCUGUUUUCAGACAGGCUGUCUUCAAUUUAAGCCCUUCCUUUUCUUAUUGGUUCUUAUAUAAACUUGGCGAGUACUGUAAGAAAUAGCCACUAUCGUACCAUUGCAUAAUAAGGGGCACCAACUUCCCAGCUCAAAACUCAGGUCCUUAUUGCCUUAUAACUCAUCUCCUUUAUGAGGUCCAUUCAUAUUGCAAGCCUGUUGCUUAGCAUAACUCAUUUUCUGGUACCAGCUUCUGUAAUAGAGUUCUUAGUUGCAAUCAGCAGAAACUGGCUUUGGCUUUUUCAUGUAGAAAAGGAGCCUAUUGAAAAGAUACUGUGUCCAGUAACUGCUAGAAGGUUCUGUAAACUAUGCUUUGAAAGUGAGGAGGAAAAGACACUAGGCUAUGGCUCAGUCCAGAGCCAAAUUUACAAAACGAGCCCAGGGAUGGCGAUCCUGUUCUUGGACAGCCACCGUCCCCAGCACUAGGCACAGACUCUACCACUGCUUCACUAUCUCUGCUGGACUUGGAAACUUGAUAUUACUGUUACUGCUGCACUGUCUGCCAUGAAAAUGAAUUCUCCAAGGUCCUGUCUUUAUCUUUUCAUCUCUAGCUUAUAAUUCAAAGUCUGGGAUUGAUUGGCCAAUCCUAGGUCACACGUCCAUGUCCUAUCUCCAAGGGAGGUUGGGAAUUGAAUAUCUGGCAUUUUCCACUUUCACUUCUUAUGAGUUAGGGAAUUUAGAAAUAAUAGAAGUGGGAUUCAGGUGGCAGUCAGACAAAAAAGGUUCACAAUUAUCCACUACGCCACCCUUGUAUAACCUUAGCCUCAUUCGCUAUCUAUGCUUAAGACUGUGGCGCUACUAAUGAAGAUUUGUAAACCCAGGGGUUAUGAGCACUCAAUCCUCUACUACAACUCAGAUUGCUCUAGAAGCUCAGCUCCCGACAUUUGGGUUUUUCCAGUAGCUGAAUUCUACCUGAUGGAAAGGCAGAAACAAAGGGUAAAGAAGAGGCUAUCACUUCUAAGUUUCCUGAACCCCUGGGCUCAAGACCUCAAGAACCACAGGGGGUGGUGUGUGCUGGCUGAGAAGCUACUGUGAAUUGAUUCUUCUUCUGAAGUUUAUGUUUCUAAUUUUUGGAAAUGAAUAAAUUACAGCCAGUCCAUCAAGACCUCACUGGGAAAAGAGUCUUUAGGGCACCCAUCUGACAGCACUGGCAUUAUGCCUCUCACCCCUAGACCAUGGUUACAAACUGGAAAAACAACCCCUUUUGGUCACACACUCACCACUCUCUCGUUGCCCCAAAUGGCACUGUGGGAGUGGUGAGUGGCAAGCGGGAGCUUGCCUUUUCCUCAGGCUUAAAAUAAUAAAAUUGAAAUUUCAGUCUGUUUUCCCCGUGUUUCCCCUCUAAUGCUGUUUUCUUUUGACCAAGCAUGUCUGAAUUCUACAGAAGUCAGGAGGAACACACCCAUUCUCGGUUUGAAGGCACUGAUGUUCUGAAAUACAACUGGGCACAGCCCCAGGCUCUCCAGGACGCUUCCUCCAGUCACACAGCAGGGAUGUGAUUGUUACAGGGGGUGGCGUGUGCUCGCUGAGAAGCUACUGUGAAUUGAUUCUUCUUCUGAAGUUUAUGGUUCUACUUUUUGGAAAUAAAUAAAUUACAGCCAGUCCAUCAAGGAAA